GCCCACAAUAUUAGAGCUAGAGCCACAGGUACUCUCUCACUCUCUCUCUCUCUCAUGAAAAAUACCUUUUCAGCUUACCUCCUUUUCCGCUCUAUUUUUUCCCUCUCUUUUCUUCUACCAAGUAAUACUACUUCUCCCAAAAUUCUACUUUUCUUGGACCUUUUGAAUUCUCUUAUUGUCUCUUCUACGUCUUACCCAAUAUUUUCCCCCCUCUUUCUUUUAUGUCUUCUCUCUCUAACCCUAAUUUCUGAUUCAUAGUCCCACUUUCCCCCAUAGUCUGUGAAAUUGAAGUUGAACUAAUAUGAUGGGCGGAGAAGAAGAAAUUGAGAUUUUACCGGAACCUGAAUUAGCAGUAAACUUGAAAGAUAUUUUGAGCAACGAUGCGAAAUAUAACAAAAGGGAUUAUUACAAAGAUGAUAUGCCAUUAAUGGAGGUUUAUAAGAGGAAGAGUAAGGAUAAAUUACGAAAUGUAAUUCCUGCCAAAACAGAGAAAAAAUGUGCAGAUUUUGAAGGAGAAAUUGAGAAGGAGAGAGAAAUGGGUUGUAAAGACAUUGAGAAAAUUAACCCAGAAAAUAGAAGUGAAGACCCUAAAAAGAAGAGUAUUGUCAUUGAUGAUGAGGAAUUACUUAAAGAAGAUGACAUUACCCAUGAAAAAGAUGAAAAUUUAAGUGGGAGAAAAAGGCGCAAAUGCUCUAAGAGGGUGAAAUAUUUUGAAGAUAGCGAAGAAGCUCUUCCACAUUUUGAGGAAGAGAAGAUGAGUACAAAGAAGCCAAGAGGCAAGGCCGCUGCUUCAAAGAGUGGUGGGGGUAAAGUUAAAGUGGUUGUUAAUAGGGCAAAGGAGGAUGAUGACGGUGGUACUACUUCAAGGAGGCAAAGGAAUUCUAAAGCUCCUAUUCCUGUGAAGAAGUCUAAGAUAAAUGAUUAUGCAUAUGAUGAGAACGGGAUUAAGAUUGAUUCAGAUAUGUGUCAUCAAUGCCAAAGGAAUGACAAGGGGAGAGUUGUGAGGUGUACAAGUUGCAAGACUAAACGAUAUUGCAUUCCCUGUAUAGGAAACUGGUAUCCAAGGAUGUCGGAGGAGCAGAUUGCUCAAGCUUGUCCAGUUUGCCUUGGUAACUGCAAUUGUAAAUCGUGCUUGCGCAUGGAUGCACCAAUUAAAAAUUUGAGGAAAGAUGUUUUGGAGAUUAGCAACGAAGAAAAGGUUUUCCAUACAAAAGUUUUGCUGAAGACAGUUUUACCGUCUUUGAAGCAGUUCAAUGAGGAGCAGAUUAUGGAAAAAGAAAUUGAGGCCAAAAUCAGGGGUGUAUCAAUAUCUGAAGUGGAACCUCAAAUGGCAGUUUGUGGUGUUGACGAGCGUGUUUUCUGCAACCACUGCAAGACGUCUAUUGUUGAUUUUCACAGAAAUUGCCCCAAGUGUGCUUAUGAUUUGUGUCUUUUGUGCUGUCGUGAAAUUCGUGCUGGGGAGCUUCAAUGUUGUGAAGAAGUUAUUGUGGAAUAUGUUGACAGAGGAUAUAAGUACUUGCAUGGGGAGGAAGAUAGUAAUGGUAAAAAUGUCCGUGCUCAAUCAGAUAGGUGUACUAAAGGCAAAAAUGGACGUAAAAAGUCAAAUAGAGCUUCUACAGACAAAGAGGCUGCUGCUGUUGAUAAGGAAAGACCUGCUUGGAAAGCAGAUGUAAAGGGAAAUAUACCUUGCCCUCCAACUGAAUAUGGGGGUUGCGGUGAGGCCUUCCUUGAAUUGAAAACUUUACUGCCUGAUGGAAAGGUUUCUGAGCUGCUGAAGAAAGCAGAAUUGAUAAUUGACGAAGGGGGGCUUGAGAGUUUACCUCUUGUUCCUAAUCAAUGCUUAUGUUUCGAUCGUGAAAUGGAUCAAGACUCUGGAAGUAAUGUGCGGAAGUGUGCAUGUAGAAAAGGGUCAAAUGACAAUUUCAUAUAUUGUCCAGAUGCCAGGGACAUUCAACGUAAAGAUUUAGAACACUUCCAUCAGCAUUGGGCCCGAGGUGAACCGGUAAUAGUCAGGAAUGUUCUAGAGACUACCAAUGGCUUAAGUUGGGAGCCAUUGGUCAUGUGGCGUGCUGUCCGUCAAAUUAAGAAUACUAAACAUUCUACGCUGCUGGACGUGAAAGCCAUUGAUUGUUUGGAUUGGUGUGAGGUUGAUGUUAAUGUUCAUCAAUUUUUCAAAGGGUAUACGGAAGGUAAAUUUGACAAAAAUGACUGGCCUGUGAUAUUGAAAUUAAAAGAUUGGCCUGAUACUAGUGAGUUUGAAAAGCAUUUGCCACGCCAUGGUGCUGAAUUUAUUACUGCUUUACCAUUUAAAGAGUACACACAUCCCCGACAUGGCGUAUUGAACCUUGCUGCUAAGUGGCCUUCAAAAAGAUUGAAGCCAGACUUGGGCCCAAAGACUUAUAUUGCUUAUGGUCUUCCUCAAGAAUUGGGUCGUGGUGACUCUGUCACCAAACUUCAUUGUGAUAUGUCUGAUGCGAUUAAUAUUCUGGCACAUACUGCUGAAGUUGAAGUGCCUAACAAAAGUCGUGAUGCCAUAUCUGAGAAGAAAAAAAAGCAUUCUGCUCAAGACCAGAAGGAGAUAUUUGGUGGUGGAUGUAAAACAUGGAGCAAAUCUCCACCUCAUACUAAUAGUUCAUUCUCUGAUAAGAUGAUUUCCACUUCUGUGCAAUACCAAAAGGGGGAUGGCGGUGAAGCAGAGGGUGUCACAGAUUUUAAAGUAGAACAAACGCUUGAUGAGCUGACUUUGAGCUAUGAGCUGAAGAACGAUGAUCCUCAUUGUUCCUUAAAAUAUGAGGCUGUAGGCUGUGUGCAUGCAGAGUCUAUAAGAUCUAUUACUGGUGAGCUUGAUGAACCUGAGGUACAGAAACAAGAUGAUGGUGUUGUGGUAAAGGAUGAAAGUGAAUGUUUUGGGAUAAAUGAUGUGGUUGAUAAUGAACCUCCUUGCACACAAUAUGAUGCUGACCUGAUAAAAAAUACAGAUGUUUCAGCUGAAACAGCUGUGAAGAUAGAAGUCGAGACCACUAUGAAGAGUAAGUUUGACAAGCAAGUUGAGAAUCGGCAAACCAUAUCGUGUAUAAAUUAUAAAAAAGAAGCCAAGCCUUCUACUGAAAAGGAUAUCUGUGGUGCUGAAAAAGAUUCCAGUGGUUUGUGCAACACCAAAACUGCACCGAACAAUAAUUCAUCAAAUAAAAAUGGUUUGAAUGACUGUGAUCUAGUUUGUAAAGCAGAGACUGUAAAUGACGGAAAUGUCAAGGGCUUAGAAGAGAUUAUGGAUUCAGGUCAUGCAGAUGUUAUGGAAGCACAAGUAUAUUCUGAUAAAGGCAGUGGCAAUGGAACUUUAUAUCCUAUAUCUAGGAUAUUGGAAAGUUCACAACAUGGAGGUGCUCUCUGGGACAUUUUUCGUAGAGAAGAUGCCCUGAAGCUGCAAGAAUAUUUGAGGGAACAUUAUAAGGAAUUCAGGCACAUUCAUUGCAAUCUGCUAAAACAGGUCAGUCAUCCUAUUCAUGAUCAGACGUUCUACUUGACAGAGGAGCAUAAAAGAAGACUAAAGGAAGAGUAUGGCAUUGAGCCAUGGACAUUUGUUCAGAAUCUUGGAGAAGCAGUCAUCAUUCCAGCUGGAUGUCCUCAUCAAGUCAGAAACUUGAAGUCAUGCAUAAAAGUGGCGCUGGAUUUUGUGUCUCCUGAGAAUGUGGAAGAGUGUAUCCGGCUGGCUGGGGAAUUCCGCAUUCUGCCUCAAAAUCACAGAGCAAAGGAGGACAAGUUGGAGGUGAAGAAAAUGAUUGUUUAUGCUGUGGAGCAGGCUAUCAAAGACCUAGAUCUUAAAAAUCAAGACUCCAGUAAUUGCAAGGGUGGGAGAGGAAGCAGCAUGGGUGGGAAAAGGACAAAGGUUACUACAGAAAUCUUGGAGACUGUGGAGGAGAAUGACGAGGCAGAAAAAUCUUUGAAGACUGAGUCAGAGACUGGCGAAGAUUUAGCUGUGUGAGCACGAGUCGGACACUGAGCGAUCUUAGUUAUGAUCCAGGUUUGAGCCAAGGAUGCUCAAUCUUAUUAAUAACUGAAAAAUCUUGUAUUUUGCUGUAUAUUUACCUGGUGGGAGGUAUAUAUAUAUAAUGGAAUGUUAAUUGCAAUUUUGGGGCAUGGCUGAAGAUUCUAACCAUUUUGUAAAGCUGAUUGUAAUUGGUAUAAUCUAAUUCCUGUAUUGAUUUUGUUCUUUUGAAGACUUGCUAAUGUAAUACCUGCUGCCAGGCUUUACUUCAACAUAAUGAUAAAUGAUGGUUCCAUAUUUAGUCCCUUGAACUGCACACUUUCUAGUGAACAUUCCACUUGUUCUUUUAAAUUAAGUU
Messenger RNA from Amaranthus tricolor (Joseph's coat), 4343 nucleotides. RefSeq names its product lysine-specific demethylase JMJ25-like. Gene Ontology annotation, biological process: regulation of transcription by RNA polymerase II. Gene Ontology annotation, cellular component: histone deacetylase complex; chromatin. The record is from RefSeq and is a predicted model, not a curated record. The transcript is spliced from 13 exons. NCBI's taxonomy places the organism in Eukaryota, Viridiplantae, Streptophyta, Magnoliopsida, Caryophyllales, Amaranthaceae. Gene Ontology annotation, molecular function: transcription coregulator activity; histone H3K9 demethylase activity; chromatin DNA binding. Bases 302 to 3982 code for a protein of 1226 amino acids.